AUACAUCGGGCGAAAACCUUAGCCGUGUUCGACUCCGUUCUACGAGAUCAGAAAUUCUGAUCCAUUGAGGUGCUCAUCUCUCGCGAAUCCUCAAUCCUUCAGGAGGAAAUUACCUGAAGAGAUGGCACAGCUUCUGGACUUCAACAUCUUCGGCCAAGAGGAUUACAAAUAUCCUCUGGGAGAGCUCAGUACAUCGGACAGAGGAUCGAUGAGCCUCACACAGAAGCUCGCCGUAGACGUCGACCGUCUCCGAUUGACUUACGGGUACGGAAAUUACGCUUUAGACGUCCUCAAAGGCAUCGACCUCACGGUUCCUGAAGGCAAAAUAUAUGGACUUCUCGGUCCCAGCGGUUGUGGAAAAACCACUCUGCUCAAAUGCAUCGUGGGCCGUUUGAAACCUCAAGGAGGAAUGGUCCGAGUCUUCGAUCAGAUUCCUGGUUCGCCGGGAUCGUGUAUUCCAGGACCGGGAGUCGGCUACAUGCCACAGGAACCCGCGCUGUAUCAGGAGAAGACCAUAUACGGCAACCUACAUCACUUCGGGCAACUCUAUGGAAUGCCUGAAGAACUUAUCCAAGAGCGCAUCCGCUUCCUCUUGGAUUUUCUCGACCUCCCGAGGCCCUACAAAAAGGUGGGCAAGCUCUCUGGCGGUCAACAGAGACGAGUGUCUCUCGCCGUUGCUUUGAUUCAUGAGCCUCCUCUCCUGAUUCUCGAUGAACCCACGGUCGGGGUCGACCCGCUCCUACGACUGGCGAUCUGGAACUAUCUCGUGACCUUGACACGCGAGAAAGGUAUGACGGUCAUCGUGACCACUCACUACGUCGAGGAAGCUCGACAGGCACACAUGGUGGGUCUCAUGAGGUCGGGUCGAAUGCUGGCCCAGGACUCACCCGACCGACUCAUGGAGGAUUUCCGUUGUGGAAGUCUCGAAGACGUCUUCCUGCAACUCUGCAUUGCAGCUGAUAAGGAAAAACUUUCGGUCGCUCAGCAAAAGAAUCUCGAGGUGGUCGGUCUCAAAAUCGAGGAUAAGGACCUCAGCGCCAAAGAGCUCGAGGGAGAGUCAGAACCUAACGCGCGGAAUAUUUCCUUCCAGACGCCUUCGCUGUGCGCGCUUCCGCCGGACGUCGCGAGACGUAUUCCGUCGGGAGGAGCACAAAUCGAUCCUGAUUCGAGGCGUCGCGACACGUUCUGGGAAACUUCAUCGCGACAGCGCGUACCCGCGCUAGUGAAGAAGAACAUAACUCGGCUGAGGAGCAACUACCCCUUCCUCUUGUUCACGUUCCUUGUGCCGUCGUUCCAAGUAAUUUUGUUCUGCCUUUGCAUCGGAGCGGAUCCUUAUGAUCUGCCCGUGGCCGUGGUGAAUGCGGACGCAAACCCGAGACACUCCCAAGCUUUCCUCGACACGAUCCCGGGGCGAACGAUCAUCCAACGACCAUACUCUGGCCUCGGUUCCGCGCUCGCCAGCGUGGAACGUGGCGAAACGUAUGGCGUCAUUCACAUCGGACCCAACUACUCCAAGACCCUGAAAUAUCGGUUCCUGUCGGGGAUCGAUGCCGAUAAUGUCACUCUCGAAGAAUCUACGAUUGAUAUUCACAUGGACAUGACCAACCAACAAAUUGGUUUCAUACUACAGAAGACUAUCUUCGAGUCCUUCGUCACAUUCUGUGAGGAGCUCCUCCGAGAUAUGAACAAGAACGUUGCUCUGGCUCAACUUCCGGUCCGGGUCAAAGAUCCUGUCUACGGCAAUGGGAAACCGAGUUUCACCGAAUUCAUGGCACCAGGAAUCAUUCUCUCGAUUACCUAUAUCAUGGCCGUAGCUCUAACGUCCAUUUCGAUCAUCAUGGAGAGCCGCGAAGGUACCAUGGAACGUUGCUGGGUAGCCGGCGUGAAACCCUUUGAAGUCGUUGGGUCUCACGUCAUAUCCCAGUUCUGCGUCAUGAGCGUCCAGGUGGCAUCGCUGCUCUUCUUCAUUUUCGCAAUAUUCGGGAUUCCACUCGAGGGGUCAUUCAUCAACGUCGUCUUCCUGACCUUCACUCAAGGCCUCACCGGAAUGACGUAUGGGCUCGUCAUCUCGUCUGUUUGCAGUGAAGAGCAAUCCGCGAUGAUGUUGGCCCUCGGCACCUUCUACCCGAAUCUGCUCUUGAGCGGAAUAAUCUGGCCAGUACAAGCGAUGCCGAGUGUCGUCCGCUACGUCGCCUACGGACUCCCUCAGACUAUCCCCACCGAAGCGCUGCGCUGUAUCAUGUACCGCGGUUGGGGGGUAGAUAAGUACGAAGUUUGGCUAGGCUUCGUUGUGUCCAUUGGUUGGUCGACUUUCUUCCUGCUCUUCGCCACUGUCGCAUCCAAAGCUCGGAAGUGAGCGCAGUGGCGACCUUUGGGAGUCUAGUCAUGUGAUGUUUAUUGAAUAAUAUAUAUUCAAAAUGACUCGCAGUAAUGUCAAUAAAAUUCA
Messenger RNA from Galendromus occidentalis (western predatory mite), 2446 nucleotides. Its product is annotated as ABC transporter G family member 20. The record is from RefSeq and is a predicted model, not a curated record. Gene Ontology annotation, molecular function: ABC-type transporter activity; ATP hydrolysis activity; ATP binding. Gene Ontology annotation, cellular component: membrane. Bases 122 to 2356 code for a protein of 744 amino acids. Lineage: Eukaryota; Metazoa; Arthropoda; Arachnida; Mesostigmata; Phytoseiidae. The transcript has 7 exons.